Molecule: messenger RNA, 3749 nt
Organism: Phascolarctos cinereus (koala)
Lineage: Eukaryota; Metazoa; Chordata; Mammalia; Diprotodontia; Phascolarctidae
Source: RefSeq, a predicted model, not a curated record
AUGGAGCAGGACCCUCACAACAGCCCUGCCAGGUGUUUUUAUUUGGGGUGCUGCAAGAAAUCCAGCCGGGACAGGUCUGUGCCAUGUGUGAUUUACCGCUUUGUGGGCAGCGUGAGCGAUGCCUUUGGGGCCCUGCUAUCCAAGCAGCUCCCCAUCCAGGUCUUCACUGGCGUCUACCUGGCAGCCAUUGAGGUGGUCAGCCUCAUAUUGCUUCUCUUCCCCAUCUGUGGCUCUGAGAUUAAGCCCGAGCUGGGCAGAUGCUCCCGGGAGAGGAUGAGGAGGAAACUCCGGGCCGGCAUAUUUGUCCUCCUUGUGCCCCUGGGGGUGGGCACUGGCUGGCUCGCCCUGGCUCCCCCGGCUCCAGCCGCCCUGGAAUUCCGUGGAGCACAGAGAAGGCUUCUGGGAAGUGUGCUGCAGGAGAAUCCAGAAGCCCUUGGCUACCUGCUGGGAGGGGUUGGCCUGAUUGUCUCUUGGACUUCCCGAAUCCCUUCAUUCUCUAAAAUCUGCCAAGGGAAAGCCUUCUCGUGCCUCCAUCUGUGGGCCAGGGGCUUUUCGGCCCUGGCUGGUUUUCUCUACACCUCUGCCAUUGUGGCUCAUGAUCGGCAACCUGAAUACUUGCUCCGUGCUGUUCCCUGGUUCCUCAUCUCCCUGGGCGCCUCCACACUUGACCUUGCUCUUAUUUUCCUCUCUUGUGUGGUGCAAAGCAAAAUGAGGCGAGUGCUGGGAUUUUCCAUUGAGGCCACAGAGACCCCUGACAUGCAAGCCCUCCUGACAUUCGCUGAAAGGGAAGAAGACAACAGACAGGAAGAGGUGGAGGAGGAAAAGAACUCCAACUGGGUCCCACUCCACAUGCUCCCCCACACCAAGUAUCUGCAGAAGAUGGCGGCCAUUGGCCGUUACAUGGAACUGACCAUUGAACAUGUGCAGGAGGUAGGCUGCAGCACCACGAGGUUCCCAGGGGACGGCCAGACAGGUACCAGGGACGCGUUGCUCCAAGCCCCCCCAUCCCUGCUGGAGCCGCCCGCCUACCCCCCCAUCCAGGUCAUCCACGCCAAGGUGUCCUCGACCAGCUCCUCAGAGGUGUCUUCCAUCAGCUCUGAGCUGGAGCAGAAGUAUUGGGAGGCCCUGAACUCAGAGCAGUGGGACUCUGAAGAUGUGAAUCUUCCACGGAACAGAGGCAGCACGGAGACACCCAGAGCUCCGGCCCAGGAGGGUCCAGGCCGACAAGCCCCCCCGACAGCUGCUGCUCAGUGAGGCCUUGGGGCCAGCCCGUCUGUGGGGACGUGCCGUUAGUAAGCACAUCAUCAGGCUCCCUGGGGGUGCUCCACACACACACACCAGCUAGGGGUGACCUUUGUCAGACCUCACAAUGCCCUGAGAUUGUCAGGAGAGGGCAGGAAUGACUGGAUGAUUCCCUGAGGGAGAACUCUUUGACCGUGCACCCUGUGAAGAGGAGUGAGACAUGCCGAGGUGUCUGCUGGACACAGAUCCGCACCACUCAUGGGCCAUGGUGUGGCUGGCCAAAACUGUGCUCUUUUUGCAAAGAAAGUGACCACAGAGGCCAGGGUCCUGAAGAAGCCGGCCCCUUCUCAGGUUUGGGUUUUUCAUCCUUCAUUCCUUCAUUCAAAAUGACUGUAAUUAAUCCCAUAGUCUAUCUUAUGAGCAGGGAGAGCCUCGACUGAAUAAGGCAAGGUGAGGACCUUCCAUCCAAGCAGAGAUGUCAGGGCCCUCUCUGCCCUUUCCAUUGCCGUCCGCAUCAUCAGCGUCAUCCCCAGCUCUCCCUAGAUGCCAGCCUCUCUCCUCUUCACUCUCCCAUUCAUCAUUCAUUCAUUCGUUCAUGCAUUCAUUCAGCAGCAUGUAGUAGGUGCCUGCCAGAGCCAAUCACCAGGCCCAGGCCGGGGGCAGGGAGGCUGGGGAAAUAAAGGCAGAAGAGGAUACUUCCACACUCUAGGGGGAAGGCUGCAUUCUAAUGUGGGAGACACUGGAAGCCCCCACAUGGUCUGGACAAAUUCAUUUCAUUGUUACUGUUGCAGGGAGAUAUGAACAGGUCUCCCAGCAAGGGCCUGAGGCUGCCCUCUGAGUCUCCCCUGGAGGAUCCAGAAGUGACCAGGGCAGCCCCCUUUCUGCACCUGGGUGGCCAUGGGCCUUGCUCCGUGGUCUGGCCUCUGGGCCAGGGGAGAGAGGGACCCUGUCCUGUUUUUCAGCUGAUGUCAUUUUAAGCACAUUUGAAAUGCAGGGGCCUGGACUGGUGCCCCAAAGGUUAGCUAAGCACAAGAGGCCGGGCUCCCUGCUUUCUUCUUGGAGUCGAGCCCAAGGCUGUCAAAUGGCCCAGUUGUUUGGGGUGCCAGCAUCAGCCUGCACUGCGGGCCAUCCACACCAAGCUGAAACUGAGGGGCCCAAAUGAUAAACACCAAUAAAGGGAGCCUCCUGUAUACUGCUGCUUGUGCGCACAAGGGGAGCCUGUCCCUACAUCUGAGAGAUGGGUUCAAAUCCUGCCAAGAUGAGGAAGAAGGGAGGAAGGGGGUCUGCUCCUGCACCUGGUCUCCUCUAGGCCAGGGGUUUGCAAAGUGGGGGCCAUGUGUCCAUCCAGCCAGAGGCCCUCCUCCUGGGCUGGUCACCAGCACAACCCCGCCGUGAUAGCUCCUCUCCCUACCAACGACCAGCGAUGGUAGCCAGGGUGGUUAUACCCGAAUCCUGCCCAUAGCAGCUGUGCUCUCAACUCUGGGGCAGUAAGCGUUCCCCUCACUUCCUGCUCCCCACUCCCCACAUGUUUUGGUGGGAAAGAGGGAGUCAGCAAGGAUAGGAUGCAUUGCAGAUCUCAUGAUGUUAUCUUUCCCCCAAACCUGCCUGUCUCCUGAACUUCCUCAUUUUGUUCAGCUGAAACUCCCCUCUGAAGUCACCCAUGCUCCCUGUAUGGCCAAAUCCAAUGGUUUUUUCAGUCCUCAUCCUUCUGGGAUCCUCAAUAGCCUUUGCCACUGUCCAUCACAUUCCCUCUUCUCUGGGUUACUCCAGAUGAUCUGUUGCUUGUAAAAAUGUUCCUAUGUGCAUAGAGGCAACCAGCGUGUUAGCAGGGAGAUGACUGGCCUUAGAGCAGGGGAGACCUGGGCCCCCUGGCUGGGGACCCUGGACAAGGGCCACCUCUCAGGCCACUCCUGAAGAGAGGCCAUCAGUCACAGAGAAGACACUGGCCCCAGUGGACAUGAGAGCUUCCUCCUCCACGAGUGAGUUCCCCAUUCUAAUUUUAUAACUUAUUUUAAAAUGUUUCAAUAUUUUAAAUAUUUUAAAAGGGUUUCAAUAAACUUUGAACUCAUUUAGAAAAUCCCUUUUAUUUAUAAAAGUAUAAAAAUGCAAUGCCUUCCAAGGAGUUUGAAAGAACAACAUUGACGGAGACUGAAGGGUGCUCGCUGAAUUUGAACAAAGACCUACCCAUGCAUGGUUGGUGGAUAGGAUUGAGAAAUGGGAGUCACUCAUCCAGUGGGGCAAGGCUUCCCUCUGGGUCUUUGGGCCUGCUCUUCAUGGGCUCCAGCCUUUGAAAGCAAGGACCCCCAAAUGACCCACUUAGACUCUGUCACUGAACCACUCUAUCUCAGCAGGGUUAAACCAAGGUCAUCAAAAAACCCUGAUGAGUCUCAUUCAUGUGAUUCUCACCCAAAAUGCCAUGAUUGGUCAUUUUAGUUCAGGAUAUUUUAGGGAGAACAAAAAUGCUUUUGUACUGUGAAUAAAUAAAAUUUUUCCACAAUAUUACUUCA